Molecule: messenger RNA, 2172 nt
Organism: Xiphias gladius (swordfish)
Lineage: Eukaryota; Metazoa; Chordata; Actinopteri; Istiophoriformes; Xiphiidae
Gene: as3mt
Product: arsenite methyltransferase
Exons: 12
Coding region: 96-1328 (410 amino acids)
Biological process (GO): toxin metabolic process; arsonoacetate metabolic process
Cellular component (GO): cytosol
Molecular function (GO): arsenite methyltransferase activity
Source: RefSeq, a predicted model, not a curated record
AUCAGCUGCGAUUGUGGGCAGUGAGGGACAGGGUGUGCUGUUGAGCAGGAAGUCCCCUGCCUCGUCUUCUGAUGUGGACCUGAACUCUCGAGAGAAUGGCCGAAGAAAAGAGUGUACGUGCAAAAGGCUACGUUGACAGCGCCGUUCACGUGGACGUCAAGGAUUACUAUGGCAAGGUGCUGAAGAACACCUCAGACCUGAAGAGCAACGCCUGCGUGGCUCCAGCCCAGCCCAUCCCUGCCCUCAUCCGCCAGGCUCUGAAGAAAGUGCACCCCGAAGUCACUGCCAGGUACUAUGGCUGUGGUCUGGUGGUGCCAGAGUGUCUGGAGGGCUGCAGGAUACUGGAUCUGGGCAGUGGCAGUGGGAGGGACUGCUACAUGCUGAGUCAGCUGGUGGGCGAGAAGGGCCAUGUCACCGGCAUCGACAUGACGGAGGACCAGCUUGAAGUGGCCAGGACAUAUGUAGACUACCACAUGCAACAGUUUGGCUACAAGAAGCCCAAUGUCAGUUUUGUCCAAGGCUACAUUGAGGCCCUAACGGAGGCGGGUCUGGAAAAGAGCUCAUUUGAUAUCAUCAUUUCCAACUGUGUGGUGAAUCUCUCUCCGGACAAGAAGCGUGUCUUGGCUGAAGCCUACAGUGUACUCAAGGAUGGUGGUGAGCUGUACUUCAGUGACGUCUACAGCAGCGGAAGACUAACAGAGGAAAUGAAAAAUCACAAAGUGCUAUGGGGCGAGUGUCUUGGCGGAGCGCUCUGGUGGCAGGAUCUGCUGCGAUUGGCCGAAGAAGUUGGCUUCAGUCCCCCACGGCUGGUUACAGCCAAUGUCAUCACUGUUGGCAACAAAGAUCUGCAGGACAUUCUGGGUUUGGCUGAAGAGGGAGCAGAAUUACUGUAUGCGAGGUUACCAAGCUUCAUGAACCAAUAUUGUCCCCCCGUGGCAGAUGCAACAAAGCUAACAGGUAACUUCAAGUUUGUCUCUGCCACGUACCGCCUGUUUAAAGUCCCUAAAGGGAACACCAAGCCCUGUCAGCUCAUAUAUAACGGGAACAUUACUGGAGUAGAGGACAGCUUCCAGUUUGACUGUCAGUACACAUUCAAGGUCGGUGAAGUGGUGGAGGUGGAUGGACAGGUGACGAGCAUCCUGACCCUCUCCAGAUUUGAGGAGGACUUCACCUUCCAGCCACCUGGAGGCCCCAGUGGGCCCUGUGCAGUCAAACCCAAGGCAGGCAUCGUGGAUCCUUUCGAGUUGGCCCUUCGGCUGGAGAGACAAGGUCCGGGUUCGGCCACAGGGGGGUGCUGCGGCACACGGUCUGCGGCCUGCUGCAAGUGAUGGUGGGAAGAGCACAGAGAAAUACAGGCCUAGCAUCAUGGUGUUCCGUGCUCACCUCCCACUCAGACUCCUCUGGUGGAAGAACGGGAAAGACUAUGGAUUUAAUUUAUGCAGAUAAUUAUGUUGCACAAAGAAAAUGACUUUGGCAAUGACACUUCAAAAUACUUUGGUGUCUUCUUCUUAGGGCUAAUUUCCCCCCGUUUGUCUGCAGUCUUAAACAUCUGAAUUUGUGUCAUUCAUAACCUUCAUCAUGACUGUUCCACCUUUGCCAAACAAAUGACACUGCUUCUCUUUUAAUACCUCUAAUUUAACUGAUGUUUUCGACAGAUUUGCAAAAGUGUGAGCUUUGCAACAGUGUUCUAAUUACUACAAGUAUUAUCGUUUUAAUUAUUAUGUGUUGAUUUCUAUUAAAGGGCGAUAAAAGUUUUCAAUCAGUUGAAUGUCCCAUUUUCAUGUUUGCACAUAUCAUAUUGUGGGGUUUUUUUUACACCAGUGUUGCAUAAAUUGAUUUUUAAGCCAGGAGAAAUUCCAGAAAUUAAUGGCAAAUUUAUAUUUUAUUUGAAAUAGGCUGUCAGUAUUGGUCGCUGAUGAAUAGACGGACACUUUGUAACUGUAUAUUGUAAUGUCUGUGCUUCCCAACCUGAGGGUCAGGACUUCUUAUGGGGUUCUAAGAUAAAUCUGAGGGGAUCAAAGAUGAUUAAGGGGAUAAGAAAUCAUUUUAUGAGAUUACAUAAUUAAUUAUUAUAUAAGAAAUUAUGCUGUAACUUUUCUCUAAUUUUCUUGUGAAAUACUGACUACUUUUGUGUCUUUGUUCCUCUUAAAAAGAAAAAUUCAAUUAAACAAU